AUUGGCAUCGGUUAUGGAUACGGAUCCGGGCGAAGGAACUUCAGAUGGCCGUGUGCAACGCAAGUUGGGCAGUGCUGUGGUCGAAAUCAAACAAGAGCCAGACAUUAAAGAUGAACCGUCGAAUGGCAUUGAAUUUGAUUUGAUGACACGUCCAAAUGGAUGGUUUGAAGGCGAUGCAGCCACAGCGACAUCGAACAUCGAAUCGGAAGGUGAGUCAGAGAGUGAUUUUAUCAUCGACUUUGAUUUGAAUGAUGUGAAAGAGGAAGUGAAGUGUGAAGAAGAGAAGCCAGAAAAAGGAAAAGAAAAUGCUUCGUCAAUGGGCUGGAGCUCAGAUGUAGCCGAACCGAAUGCUCUUGACGGUCAAGACAAUGAACAAAGGGAUGGAUCAAAGGCCAUUUGCAAGAGACUGAAUGCGAACGGCAAAGGAAAGAAACGCGAUGGAUCGAGAAAGCAAAACGGACGAAAGAUUCCGAGGAAUAAGGCGGCGAAGAAACGAAAGGAGCACAAGUGUCAUGUGUGUGGUUAUGUUACAUCGCAUAAAAGUCAUCUCAAUGCACACAUUCGUAGUCACACAGGCGACAGGCCAUACAAAUGUGAUCAAUGUUCAAAAAGCUUCACACUCAAAUGUAAUUUGAAUCAGCACAAGCAAAUCCACAGCGAAAGCAAACCAUUUGAAUGUUCC
Messenger RNA from Sitodiplosis mosellana (orange wheat blossom midge), 682 nucleotides. RefSeq names its product zinc finger protein 184-like. The record is from RefSeq and is a predicted model, not a curated record. Gene Ontology annotation, molecular function: RNA polymerase II cis-regulatory region sequence-specific DNA binding; DNA-binding transcription factor activity, RNA polymerase II-specific. The transcript has a single exon. Gene Ontology annotation, biological process: regulation of transcription by RNA polymerase II. The annotation marks the transcript as partial. NCBI's taxonomy places the organism in Eukaryota, Metazoa, Arthropoda, Insecta, Diptera, Cecidomyiidae.